AUAACUUUUUUUUUUUCCUUCAGGGAAAUGAGGCAAGUUAUCCUUUGGAAAUGUGCUCACACUUUGAUGCUGAUGAAAUUAAAAGGCUAGGAAAGAGAUUUAAGAAGCUUGAUUUGGACAAUUCUGGUUCUUUGAGUGUGGAAGAGUUCAUGUCUCUGCCGGAGUUACAACAGAAUCCUUUAGUACAGCGAGUAAUAGAUAUAUUCGACACAGAUGGGAAUGGAGAAGUAGACUUUAAAGAAUUCAUUGAGGGAGUCUCUCAGUUCAGUGUCAAAGGCGAUAAGGAGCAGAAGUUGAGGUUUGCUUUCCGUAUCUAUGACAUGGAUAAAGAUGGCUAUAUUUCCAAUGGGGAACUCUUCCAGGUGCUGAAGAUGAUGGUGGGGAACAAUCUGAAAGAUACGCAGUUACAGCAAAUUGUAGACAAAACCAUAAUAAAUGCAGAUAAGGAUGGAGAUGGAAGAAUAUCCUUUGAAGAAUUCUGUGCUGUUGUAGGUGGCCUAGAUAUCCACAAAAAGAUGGUGGUAGAUGUGUGACUCUUUUUUAAAGAGUACCACCCAACACUUUUGCUUUCUUCUCCAUCUCUGAAGAUCUGCUCAAGACGUCCAGCAAUGCUCUCUGUGUAUUUAAAUGGAAGUAUUUUUCUCUGUGAAGCCACAUUUUCCAACAUGAGCCUCAUGAAGCCAACUAAGUGUUAUUGAACUCUUAUUCUCUCAAUAACUCCGUGUAGCACUUUAAAGUCUGAAGGACAGCAACAUGAAAAGAGCAUAUCAAUGUGGUGAAGAAAGGGAAGGGGUUGGCUUUUUAAUUUAUUUUUCUUCAUCUUUUAUAACAAAGUAUCUAUAUAUACAUAUGUAAAUAUUUAUAUAUAGAUAUAUGUAGCUUUCUAUAUGUGUAGUAGGUUGGCUUUAAUUUAAUAUACUUGAUUCAGAAACAAAAUGAUAGAGUACAAAAGUGCCAAGCAGAACAUAAAACAUCCUUACUUUUAUUUCACACAGUUUUUUAUAUAGGUAGAAGAUUGUACAAUUUGAGCCGGGUGUUAGGCCAGCUACUUUCUUUCCUGUGCUUUCUCCUUUGAGAGAUUGACAAAGCAUUUGUUAACGUCCUAUUAUUUACCGUAAGUACAUUUUUGUAACAAAGGAGUUUGUAACUUUAUUUAUACCUAUGAAUAUAUUUCCAGGGACUAUGUCUCAUUGCUGAGCAGCUUUUAUUACAUCUUUGCUUGAGGAGAAAGUAUAGUCAGUGCUACUGCCAAGAGCUCGUUCUUGUGUUCAUAUAGUGCCUGCACAAAGCUUGCGGCUGCUUCAUUCUGUUACUUCAUAACUGGGAGCCAUUACAUUUAUUAAAUGUCCCUGAGUACAUGUAAGUUUCAGUUGUGAUUUCAUACAUAAAGGCCAGAAGCUAUGUGAGGCAAUCAUAAUUUAUCUUUGACAUUACUUAAUGAAGAGUACCUGAAGUAAUCACGUAACUGCAUAUCCAUUUGUUUUAUUACGUGGGUAAAUAACUUGUAAUUAAACCUAAGUUUGAACUGCAAACUUCCCCUCUGUGUUUCAAAAGACUUGCAGCUAAUUUGAAACUUGGGUGGUAUUUAAAUUGCAUGUAUGUAUCUAAACACCCAACAUAUAUUUGUGACUUAAAUGGGAGAAAUCUUACUCAUGUGUAUGCCACAGAAGAGAAAGUUUUAUCCAAAUUUAUACCUCUUAAAUUUCUUUACCAUAAGGCAUAAAGAGUGCAUGAAAAUUUUCUUCCUUGAUUUGCUCAUAUUUGUAAUGGGUAACUUAAUAAAUUUGUGUGAUAUAAAAGUAGUAUAUCAUGUUCCACCACUUGUUAUUGUCCCUUCCCUUUUCUACAAAGGUACUGUUGGCUGAAGAAAACCUUACGGCUAGCUUUCUAGGACAGUAGUCUUUCCCUAUGUAGUUUUUCAGUAAAACUGGUUUUAUAGUCAUGAGUGGGAAAGGGCAGGUUGAGUCAAGGUGAAUGAAUCUUAAAUUGGGCGUACCUGCCUGCUAUUGCUGUUCCUUCAACUGAGUGCUGCACAUCAUGGGCUCUGUCUGUGAGAGAAAAAUCUCGGUGCUUGGUGUCCUUGCAUGACAUGGAGUUUUGCAUGUAGAUCGAUUUAAAAUGUACCUCUUGUUUACAUAAUUUGCAUAAUUUUAAAAGAUAAUGUUGCCAAACUUCGGAAAUGUUAAUGUUCAAACUGAAAAUCUCCACUACAUGUAACUUUCUUCCUCUGGAUCAGUACAGUGGUUUAUAAUCCCAGCCAGUGGUUUGAUCUGUUCCAGUGUCAACUGCCAUGUGCUCUGCUUCAAGGGGGAACUAGUCUUUUGUGAAUUUUUUGUACAUAAGUAUUUGUUACAGAUAUUUUAGCAAAUGCUUUCUAUUUCUCUUGCUUGUGCAUAUCUUGGCUGGCGUUACAGAAAAAUAGUGCAAACAUUAUUUCCUUACUGGGGAAUGAGGGUUUUUUUUCUUUUUUUUUUUUAAGUGUGUAUGGGUGGGGGGAGGGUGGUUUAUGUUGAAUGUUUAGUUUUUCUUCUGCAUGAAACAUCAUGUUGUGGGAUCUUUAGACAACUUCAUACUGUAUGAAUAAAAAAAAUAAAAUAUUUGGAACCUGA
Molecule: messenger RNA, 2609 nt
Organism: Myotis brandtii (Brandt's bat)
Lineage: Eukaryota; Metazoa; Chordata; Mammalia; Chiroptera; Vespertilionidae
Gene: PPP3R1
Product: protein phosphatase 3, regulatory subunit B, alpha
Exons: 5
Coding region: 51-533 (160 amino acids)
Molecular function (GO): calcium-dependent protein serine/threonine phosphatase regulator activity; calcium ion binding
Source: RefSeq, a predicted model, not a curated record